AUGGCGAGCCAAGAGCGGAGAAAUGAUUCCCUCAGGCCACGGUUUCUGAGAAGUCCAUCCAAGGCCGGCAAGGCACACAAAGUUCUUCUCUCGUUUGGCGAGCUGCCGGAAUGGCAUCAAGAUAAUGAGUACAUUCUUCAUGGCUAUCGCCCGAUCUCAGGCUCGGCUCAAAUAUCAUUCCGCAGUUGGACAUACAUUCACAAUGAGUCGGUAAACAUAUACUCUCACCUAAUACCAGCAGUCGCCUUUCUGCUCGGCGAGUGGUAUAUUCAAGAGUAUCUUACAAGUAGAUACUCCAGCAUCACUGGCGCUGAUUUCUUCAUUUUCACCUUCUUCCUCUUGACUACCGUUGCCUGCCUGGGGCUGUCAACGACAUACCACACCUUGAUGAACCAUUCCCACGAAGUUGAACAAUUAUGGCUGCGACUUGACCUGAUAGGUAUAGUAGUGUUGACAUUAGGCGACUUUGUAUCUGGAAUAUACAUGGUCUUCUGGUGUGAACCGUUGCAACGCAAGAUCUACUGGUCUAUGAUUGGAAUCCUCGGAUUGCUUACCAUCUUCAUAGUGGUAAAUCCCAAAUUCCAGGGCCAAACGUUUCGCGUUUUCCGGGCACUUACGUUCGUGGCGACUGGCUUGUCUGGCUUUGCACCAUUGAUACAUGGAGUCAGGAUGUUUGGCGUCUCGCAAAUGAUGAAACAAUCUGGGAUGCCCUAUUAUCUGAUCGAAGGAGGCUUUCUUCUAAUUGGGGCUUUGGUUUAUGCAGUAAGCCUCCAGAUUUCGCACAUGAUGGGAAUUGAUUCUAACUUCUAUGGUUCUACAGACUAA
Molecule: messenger RNA, 825 nt
Organism: Aspergillus alliaceus
Lineage: Eukaryota; Fungi; Ascomycota; Eurotiomycetes; Eurotiales; Aspergillaceae
Product: mPR-like GPCR protein
Exons: 2
Coding region: 1-825 (274 amino acids)
Cellular component (GO): membrane
Molecular function (GO): signaling receptor activity
Source: RefSeq, a predicted model, not a curated record